CCACCGACCAGCACCACAGUCUCUUUCUCGACAACCGUCAAGAUGCUUAUCCCCAAGGCCGAUCGCAAGAAGAUCCACGAGUACCUCUUCCGCGAGGGCGUACUCGUUGCGAAGAAGGACUUCAACCUUCCCAAGCACGGUGACAUUGACACCAAGAACCUCUUCGUCAUCAAGGCUUUGCAGUCUCUUGACUCCCGCGGCUACGUCAAGACCCGCUUCUCAUGGCAGUACUACUACUACACCCUUACCCCGGAGGGUCUCGACUACCUCCGCGAGUGGCUCCACCUCCCUGCUGAGAUCGUGCCCCAGACGCACAUCAAGCAGCAGCGCACCCACGCACCCCCGCGCGGCAUGAUGGGCGGAGACGACCGUGAGCGCCGUGGUGGUGGCCGCGGUGGACGCGGUGACCGUGACGGUUACCGCCGCCGUGAUGCUGGCGAGAAGGGCGAGGGCGGUGCCCCCGGUGACUUCAAGCCCGAGUUCCGUGGUGGUUUCGGACGCGGCAGCGGCCGUGGCGGCGCCGCUCCUUCUUCUUAGGAUUGAGAAGGUGUUGGACGCGCAUGGAAUAUGGACAUGGAUUCAGGAUCGUUUACAUGAUGGGCUUUUGCUGCUUUACGCAUCUCUAAAAGGGUUCGGACAUGGUUGCUCACGGCGAAACGAAACGAUGAAAACUAUCAAUGUAUAGCUCUUGGAUCCCGUCGAGGAUUGAAACGAGCAUGCUCCCCAAUGAUACCCUGUUUACUGCAA
Messenger RNA from Paraphaeosphaeria sporulosa, 747 nucleotides. RefSeq lists its product as uncharacterized. The record is from RefSeq and is a predicted model, not a curated record. Bases 43 to 537 code for a protein of 164 amino acids. Gene Ontology annotation, molecular function: structural constituent of ribosome; RNA binding. Gene Ontology annotation, cellular component: cytosolic small ribosomal subunit. The transcript has 4 exons. NCBI's taxonomy places the organism in Eukaryota, Fungi, Ascomycota, Dothideomycetes, Pleosporales, Didymosphaeriaceae.